Diospyros lotus (date-plum) is the source of this 3704-nucleotide messenger RNA. RefSeq lists its product as uncharacterized. The transcript is spliced from 12 exons. The record is from RefSeq and is a predicted model, not a curated record. NCBI's taxonomy places the organism in Eukaryota, Viridiplantae, Streptophyta, Magnoliopsida, Ericales, Ebenaceae. The coding region runs from base 81 to 3338 and encodes 1085 amino acids.
AGAGGUUUUAGACAAUUUCUUUCAGUUCCGAAAGUUCGAGAUGAGAGAUUGGGGGCGAACUCAGUGAAGCGAAAUCUGCAAUGGAGAAGUGUUUGCCCAGCGUUCCAUCGCGGAAGCGAUCGCGAUCAGUUGUUCAACCUAUGGAACAAUCCGAUUUCUUGCCCCGUAGUGGCCGGGAAGUUAUCGGGUCGGGCAUAGGUCAGAUGGCAACGCAAAUUCAUGCCAUUUCGAGUAGUUUCGAACUCGAGGGAGAAAAGCCAGAAGAAAGGACCAAAAUUGACCGUCGCACGCGAAUUUCUUUGAAGAAUUCUAGGAGGACUGGCGUGCGGACAAAUACUCCUGCUAGGUCAUCUGAGUGUAUGGGUGGGGAUAGGGAAGAAUUGAGACUUCCAAUUAAUGUUGCAGCUCAAGAUGAAGAGCAAACACUAUCUAUUGGUCUUGAUGGUUGGGAGAAGUCAAAAAUGAAAAAGAAGCAAUCUCGGAUAAAGUCAGAUGCAUCUCCUAGCAUGAUGACAAUAAAACCUACAAAUCGCUCCAGGGAACUGAAACAAGAUGUGCAGCCAAGACUUCCCGCUGAUGUUCAGUUAAGGUUGAAUGGUGUCCGUGGGUUCAGUCUGACCAUGUGGUGGUUGUGUUUUAUCUACCAUUAUCUUACAACUUACAGGAAAAAGGUCAGGAAUGAUUUCAGUUCUGCUAGCCGCAUAUCAAAUACAAAAAUGAAUUCAAAUGAUAGGGCUCCAGAAACCGGGUCACAUGUCUUGCACAAGUUGUCCCAGGUUCUUCAGCAAACUACUGCUAUUAAUGACUGGGAGCUCUCUCGUUGUACGCUCAAGCUCCCUGCUGCCAUUGCUGCUAACAACCGCAGGCAAAUGCCAUCACUGUGGUCUUCUUCACCUCCAGUUGGGAACUGGGCUCAAAAGAUUUCCUGCACUGCCAGGAGAAGAAAUUUUGUUCCUGUAGUUUCAAAUGAUGAUAAUUCCCCUGUUUUUGAUGCCAUAUCUGAUGUUGCUGGUAAAGAAAAUGGGUCAGGUUUACAGAGGAGGUUGUCCAGGAAUUCUCUGGGGCGAGUGUACACCAAAGCUGACCAAUUUCCUGCUGCUGCAUCUUCAGAAAGUGAGGAAUUGGAGGGUGCUGAAGUAAAAUAUCUGGGUAAGGACAAAAAGACUGAUGAGUUGGAGGAGAUGGCCAGUCAUAACAUGCAGAAGGUUUCAUCCAUGGUGUUGCCACUAAGAAAGAAUAAAUUUCUCUCUGGGGAUGAGCUUGGGGGCAGUGUUGGUUGGACAGGGAGGGCUACGCAAGGUUUUGCAUCCACAAGAUCUCUCAUGCCAAUGGUAGCUGAAAAGCUAGGUAAUUCAGGAACAGCCACACAACUCAGAAGUGUUGGGCUUGGUUUUUACAAGAUUAAAAGGAAAGUAAGUCGUCAACUAACCCACAAACUUUCUGAAUGUAAGGCUUAUACACAUCAGCGUGCUACAACCAAUGCCGCAACCUAUUUUCGUGGUGAUGAUGAGCGUGAAGAGCUAUUGGUUGCUGCAGCUUCUGUCCUUAAUUCUGCUCAUAACUUUUCCAGUCCAUUCUGGAGGCAGAUGGAGCCAUACUUCAGUUUUAUAUCAGAUGUAGACAUAGCUUAUUUAAAGCAACAGGAAUAUCUUGUGCCCACUUCACAAGAACCGACAUCUGUACCACCAGUCAUUGACAGUUCGGAUAGCAUUACUAAUGAAUUUGGGUUGAUUGAGCCUGAAAGAGAUUUCAAUAAUACCAAAAAAGUUGUCCCUGAUCGUUUGGCACCAGGAACUAUGAAUAAAGAAAUUCCCCUCUGCCAGAGACUCAUUGCAGCUCUAAUUUUAGAAGAAGGGAUUGAAGAGCAGCCCUACAGCAGAAAUGAAGACCUGGAGUUUGAUGUUCAUGGAACUGAACAUGAGCUGGACGCAUUAGCAUACUGUACAUUGAAUCUCUGGGUGUCAGGGAAAUGUCAGCGCUCUAGAGAUGCUGAUUUGAGUGGUUGUGGGUUAACUGUGAAAGGGAGAUCCCUUAAUGAGUUUGAGCACAACAUGCUAGAUGCUGACAUAAUGGCCACACCAGAGAAAAGGACUCGUGCAAAUUUGGAAUGUUUACAAACUGGUGUACUUUCUGAUCAAGCAUUGUCAUCUAAUAUGGCCUGUUCUGAGUUUCAGUAUGGUAAGCUGUCCAUAAAUGAAAGAGCUAUUCUGGAGAUGCAAAGUGUUGGACUUUAUCCAGAGCCAUUGCCUGAUCUACUGCGAGUGGAGGAUGAAAAAAUUAGCAACAAUAUCUGUAAGCUCAAGGACAAGUAUCAUGAACAGGUUACCAAGAAGAAAGCAUUCGUUGGCAAACUGCUAAGCUCUGCUCUGGGGACAAGGGCUUGUCAAGAAAAGGAAUUCGAGCAUUCUGCUCUUAACAAGCUUCUAGUUUUUGCUUAUGAAAAGUAUAAGGCUUGUUGGGGUCCUAAAGCUUCUGGGGCAAAGGGUGCCAGUAGUAAGAUGGCCAAACAAGCAGCUUCAGCAUUUGUUAAACGAACAUUAGGAAGAUGCCAAAAAUUUGAAACUACAGGCAAGAGCUGCUUCAGUGAGCCCUUAUAUAGGGAUAUGUUCCUCUCUGGUUUGUCCCACCUCCAUCAUGGUAAAUCAUUGGAUUCUACUGCCGAUGAUGAAUCUAGCAAACAAUAUGGCAACACAUUUGGUUGUUCCUUGGAAGGGCUAGUUUCAGGUUCAAUGGUUACACAGCAAAGUGCCUCUCUCAACAAUAAUCAUGGUUAUUCCUCUAAUGAUCUCAUUUCUGCAAACCAUUCAUCUGAAAGAACAAUUGCUAUGGAUGAUACUUGGUCAAAUGAAGCAAAGAAAAGGGAGUUGUUGCUCAAUGUUGUUUCCGGUGUUGGAGGUUCUCCUUCACACACUGCAAAAAGGAAGAGAGGUGAGAGGGAUAAGGAGGAAAAGGGAAAAAACAACAGAGAGUUGUUAUCUGAAAAUGGAACGACCGAAAUUGGUCAGCUGGUAUCAGGCAGUAUUAAAGGGGAAAGAAAGUCUAAAGCAAAACCUAAGAAAUUAUCUGCUUCUGUCAGUAGCCUACUCGACAAGCAACCUGAAGCUAUAUUUAGAGUUCCAAAGUCAAGUGAGACGACUACAAGCGGCAGUGUUAAGGAAAGGGAUGGGUUUGGACUGGAUGAUGCUGAGGCCUUUGAUAUUCUUGGUGUUCAAGGCCAGGACAUUCAAUCAUGGUUGAACAUUGAUGAUGAUGAUGAUGGAGGAUUACAAGAUCAGGAGAAUUGCACAGGCCUUGAAAUUCCAAUGGAUGACCUAGCAGAUUUAAAUCUGGUGGUUUAAAGUUGCUUUCUCCUUCUAUUCCUCCUCCUAUACCUCUGUUAAUUAUAGUGAAACAGAAUUUUGUUCGACUAUCCAGUGCAUAGUUAGGUUAUAUAGAAGGAUUUUGAGUAAAUCUAUAGGAAGUUUCGCCAAUGAUGCCUUGGCUCGAAGGCAAGGUAGAGGCCCUGGAACCGUUUGGUUGCUGGUUUAAUUGUUGCUGUUGUAGGGUUUUCUCCAUCUUGUUGGCUUGCUUUUAUUUGUAUUUGAUAUAUUGAAGAUUUGUAAUUUGGUGUUUCAAUUGGUUGUAUAUAUUUAGCCGAGUGGUUGACUUGUAAUUCAUUGAAGUUUCAAUUGGGUAUAUUCAAUUUGAUAUGUAAUUGCCAUGUA